Molecule: messenger RNA, 762 nt
Organism: Corticium candelabrum
Lineage: Eukaryota; Metazoa; Porifera; Homoscleromorpha; Homosclerophorida; Plakinidae
Product: collagen alpha-2(VIII) chain-like
Exons: 9
Coding region: 1-762 (253 amino acids)
Biological process (GO): immune response
Cellular component (GO): membrane
Molecular function (GO): tumor necrosis factor receptor binding
Source: RefSeq, a predicted model, not a curated record
AUGACUCCACUGGGUUCAACAGGUUCUGUUGGUUCAUCUGGACCAAAAGGAUCAAGUGGUGACAAGGGACUAAAAGGAAGUAUGGGGCCAAGAGGUAUUGAAGGAGCAGAUGGAGAUCCUGGGGCAGCCGGUCACACGGGACCAGUUGGUCCACGAGGCUCAAAAGGAGGAAAGGGACUGAAAGGGAUACCAGGUAGAACAGGCCCGAGGGGUCCACAAGGCAUUCCCGGAGAACCAAUAGACCAGGAGACUCUUGAAAAGUACUUUAGUCCUGUGAAAACGUUACAGAGAGAGGUAUCUAACAUGAAACUCACUUUGCAGUCUUUGGCAAGUAACGAUCAACCUGCUGCUUAUUUACACGGGAAUAAUAAUUAUGGCACAAAAAGUGGUGGCAGCAUUAUUACGGACUGGUAUACUGGUAGCGGUAAGUGGUAUUCUCCUAUUCUGAGAGGUGGAAUGACAUACAGUAACGGAUACAUUACCGUGCCGAAAGAUGGACUUUACUAUAUUUACGGAAAGAUAUAUUUUGCUCCACAGUCGGGACAAACACAAUCUGGAUUCUACAUCUACUUGAACAGUCAACACGUUGAUUCUACCUACCAGUACUUUUCAUCACCAAAUGGUAAUCAAGAUCACACUUGUUAUUCUGGUCUUCUAAAAAUGGCCAGCAAAGGAGACAGGAUCUAUAUGAAGUUUGUCUCUACUGUGUACGCUUACAUGUAUACCUCUUAUGCUAAGUUUGGAGCCUUCCGUGUUGCUUAG